Messenger RNA from Hordeum vulgare subsp. vulgare (domesticated barley), 1556 nucleotides. Its product is annotated as haloacid dehalogenase-like hydrolase domain-containing protein Sgpp. The record is from RefSeq and is a predicted model, not a curated record. Bases 566 to 1342 code for a protein of 258 amino acids. Lineage: Eukaryota; Viridiplantae; Streptophyta; Magnoliopsida; Poales; Poaceae. The transcript has 2 exons.
UCUUUUCUUUCCUUCUUGAUUUGUACUCCCUUCGUCCGAAAUUACUUGUCACGUAAAUAAAUGGAAAUGGAUAUAUCUAAAAUUAAAAUACAUCUAGAUACAUCUAUUUCUAUGACAAGUAUUUUUUUACGAAGGGAGUACUAAGUAUUAAAGAAACAAAUAAAUAACUUCCGUUUCAAUGACCCGAGAUUGUUGUGUUGUUCACGGGGCCAACGGAAAUCCGAAAAUUGUUGGGCUUAUUGCCGACCAUGGACCACUUAACCUUGAGAGAUCUCUGCCGGAAGUUGGAUGAAACUGCUCUGUCUUAAUCUUAAAAAACAUAGUGCAAUCGUGUAUACAGUGUUGCAAUGUGAACUGCUCCUUUUCUGAAAGGUCAAAAGCUGGAACUGGUGAGAUGAUGAUGAUGAAUUUGCCACCAACCACACUCAAACCAACCUCACUAGCAGAGGCAGCUCAGCUCAGACACUAACCAACCAACUUUCUCCCAUUGCCAAUAUCAAUACAGCCAUCAGAAAUCCACCCAGUUUGCAGAUCAGCCGGGCAUCCUCAAGAACACAACACCACCAUGGAAAGCGGUGCGAAUGGGAUCCGCCGGGCGGCGCCGCUGGAGGCGCUGCUGUUCGACAUCGACGGCACGAUGUGCGUCUCCGACCCGUUCCACCACCGCGCCUUCUCGGAGCUGCUGCAGGGCCUGGGCUACAACGGCGGCGCCCCCGUCACGCCGGAGUUCGGGAUGGCGCACAUGGCCGGCCGCAGCAACGAGCAGAUCGGCCGCUUUCUGUUCCCGGACUGGCCGCAGCAGCGGCUCGACGCCUUCUUCGCCGAGAAGGAGGCGCUCUUCGCGCGGUACGCCGGGGAGGGGCUCCGGGAGGUGGCCGGGCUGGGGGAGCUGUGCCGGUGGGCGCGGGAGCGCGGGCUGAAGCGGGCGGCAGUCACCAACGCACCCCGCGCCAACGCCGAGCUCAUGAUCGGGAUCCUCGGGCUGGCGGACUUCUUCCAGCUCGUCGUCGCCGGCGAGGACUGCGGCGAGGGACGCUCCAAGCCGUGCCCCGACCCCUACCUCCGCGCGCUCGCCCUGCUCGGCGCGUCGGCGGAGCGGUCCGUCGUGUUCGAGGACUCCGUGGUCGGCGUGCAGGCCGGCGUGGCCGCGGGGAUGCCGGUCGUGGCUGUCGCGAGUGAGAGCCGGGAGGCCAAGGUCGUCGCCGCCGGCGCGUCCAUGGUCGUCAGGGACUACCGCGACGCCAAGCUCUGGGCCGCGCUGGACGCCGCCGCCGGAGCUCCCAAGAUUGAUUCAGAGCUGAGCGCGGUGGAGCCUCAUGUUUCCGUUCCCGUGGAGAAUUGAGUACCUGGAAUCCCGUCAAUAAUCCACUUAUGAGCCAAACAUCAUCUGCAUCCGCGCUGAAAGAAUUUUUUUUCAAAAAAUACAAUUAAAAAAUCUAAGUUUUUUUUAUGAUAGAUAAUUUGAUGGGUGAGGUCUUGUUUUAAUUUUCAAAAACAAUUUAAACAUUUGAGCAGCUUUUGAUAAAAAAAUAAAUGCAGGGUCUGUUAAAAGUUUA